Messenger RNA from Cucurbitaria berberidis CBS 394.84, 3048 nucleotides. RefSeq lists its product as uncharacterized. Gene Ontology annotation, cellular component: cell septum; cytoplasm. Bases 1 to 3048 code for a protein of 1015 amino acids. NCBI's taxonomy places the organism in Eukaryota, Fungi, Ascomycota, Dothideomycetes, Pleosporales, Cucurbitariaceae. The transcript is spliced from 2 exons. The record is from RefSeq and is a predicted model, not a curated record. Gene Ontology annotation, biological process: establishment of cell polarity; positive regulation of G2/M transition of mitotic cell cycle.
AUGCCCCCAUCGCCCUGGCCCUGCCCUGACGAAGCCGUGGCAAGCGAGCCAUCCACUCCGCAUUCCGCGCGACAUGGUGAGUUUACCCUCACGUCACAGCCGCCCAACAUCGCUGUCCGCGAACUGACCACGUCUCUCCGCCUUACACAGGCCUCGGACAAGCACUCGAGGGCACAGGAGCUCGAGCGAGUCUACCAAAUGCGCCGUGGACAUGCGCCGCAGAUAUCCAUAAGCGAUGACAGCCACCAUGUCACAGAGGCCAUAGGCGACCUGUACGGCGGAGACAGCGACACCGAGUCGCUCAAGCGCACCUCGCGUCCGCUAAGCUUCGUGCCCAGCCCCAACGGCGAUUCGCUACACUCGUUUGGCGGCUUCGACCCCUUUGAUCCCUUCCCAGGUGCUCCUCCCGCAAGGUCUCCCCUUCGCCCCCAGCUGUCCCCCGACAAGCCUGCGUCGCCAACAAGCCCCAAGGACGAGAAGCAGCCACCAAAGGGGCCGCCUGGCCCCAACGGCCAAAUGUCCCCGCCAUUGUCUCGCUCCAACUCGGACACGGCCUCGCAGCAGUUUCCCCUCAACGACCUGGACUACGAGUCGAGUCCCGCUGGCUUGGCCCAGGAACUCAGCAAUCUGCAGGCUAUCCGCCGCAUGUCCAUGGGCGUCAACAACGCCGACCCAGACCUCCCCUCGUUCAAGUCCAACUCGCCCCCGCUAUCCCCCCCAGCCGUGUCGGAAGAAGAGGAGACGAAGCUCUUCUGGGUGCCCGCCCGCUUGCACCCCGAGCUGGCGCCCAAGGAGUUCAAGACGUUCAUCGAGGAGAAGGUGGAUAGGAUCAGACGCCGCUCUGGCGAUGCAGACUCGUUGUCGCCCGAUAGCGCCCUCGGGCGCCAGGGUUCCGGUGGUGGAGGGCUGCGGAGGAAGAAGUCGAUGCUCUCGAGGCAGAUUGACACAGGCUCAGGCUACAAGGAUGGCGCCGAGAGGCUGGAGAGGAAACGAUCUGGCACCCAGUCCAGUGGAGGGAUUGGCAAUCUCCAUGAGCUCGAGCACAUAGUGGAAGAUCCCGUUGCCCUAAUCGAACGCAUGAGCAUCGACUCGAAAGAUUCGGGUGCAGAUGGCGAUUCUGGUGCAGACGGAGAUCUUCCCAUGGUCCCCGGCAAGAUGGGCGGCCUAGCCACGCUGAAGCGAUCGACACGCACCACCUACAGACGAGGCAGUCUACGAAAAGGAGGACCACCCCUCUCACGACGGUUAGCAUCUCGGCAAACCGAGGGCGAGGGAGAAGAGUCGCCAUCUACUUCACCAGUAUAUUCUAUACCAGACGUACCUCCUCUCCCGCCCACAAGAGUUCAAUCAGAACCCGUUAAUGGAGCAUUCGAGUCGCCUUCUAAUUCUAAUUUCUCACGUCCACAGCGGAGACCCUCUAUUCCUAGUGUUGGUACGGAGCAAAGACCCGGUUCUUCCGAGGAGCAGGCGAGGCCAUCCUCGUCUGACCAAAAACCAGAACAGCGACAGCCCAAGGCUUUCCACUCGAGAAUCGCUUCCAAUGGCCGAACGACAGCGCCUCUGCCGGGCUAUAAGCCCCAGCAAGUACCACAGAUUAUUGAGACUCCACCACAAGAGCAAGAGCGGAGAUCCCCACUGCAGCUACCCGAGCGUAAUUCUUCACGACAACCCCCUCCACAGUCCCAACAGCAACCUAAUGGGCCUCGUAAUUACCCCCAGCCCUACCCGACUCAACAGCAGCAGCAGCAGCAGCAACAACAGCAACAACAACAGCAGCGACAAUCCCCUUCAAGUCGACCGAACCGGCAUGCCCAAGCGGCGCAAGCCUCCCCAAUAAAGCCCGCACAAUCGUUUGAUGACCUUGUCCAACAACCAUCGCCACUACCAGGAAACAACACGAGGGUAGAUAAUUUGUCAAUCAUCCCCAACCUCCCAGAGGACAAGAAGUCGGACAAGAAAUCAAAAGACAAAAAGGAUGAAGGCCCAAGGAAGACUAGUUGGGGCUGGCUGGUCGGCGGCGACAAGGAGAAGGAGCGAGACAAGAAAGAAAAAGAAGAGCGAGAGAAGGAAAUGGCGAAGAAGGCGAAGAACAAGCUCAGCAAACCCCAGGAAAAAGGACACGAUGACGCAAGACUCGAUGUGCUGCAAACCUCACUACAAAACAGCAACCGUGGCCGAGAAAGCGUAGUGCUAGAUCGCGAAAAUAUGAAGCUCGAGGAAGAGCGCAAGAAAGAAAGCAACCGAAAGGCGUCUAGUGAUGGCAAGAAAGAAAAGGAGCCCGGCCUGCUAUCGUCCAUCUUUGGAGGCGGCAAGAAGAAGAGCGAGAAGGAAUCGUCUCACAAGAAGAGCGCUUCACGCGGGCUAUCACCGGAACCUCCGCCACGGAUCCUGAAGCCCGACAUCGACUACAACUGGACUCGAUUCUCCAUCUUGGAAGAACGAGCAAUCUACCGCAUGGCCCACAUCAAGCUCGCCAACCCCCGCCGCGAGCUGUACUCACAAGUGCUGCUCAGUAACUUCAUGUACUCCUAUCUCGCCAAGGUUCAACAAAUGCACCCGCAGAUAUCAAUUGGAAACUCCAAACAGGCUCGGCAAGCACAACAAGCUGUACAAACGCAACAGGCGGCGCAGCACAAGAAGGAGCAGCCGCAGCCGCAGCAGCAACAGUCGCAGCAACAGCCUGAAGAGUUUGCUCAGUAUCAGCGGUAUCAGCAGCAACAACAACAACAGCAGCAGCAGCAGCAGCAGCAGCAGCAGCAGCAACAACAACAAGAGCAGCCCGACAGCGCCAGCGAGUGGCCAAGCUACCAGCAACCAGAAAAGUCAGGCCACAGACAGUCUGAAGAGAAUGGCCGCAGUCAGAGGCCAGAACAACAGGGCAAUGCAUACAAUCAAAACCCACGAGACUCGCAUCACUCGCAAUACAGCGCAAAUGGCGGAGGGUACAGCGUCGCGAACACGCAGAACUAUCUGGGCCAAUCCAGCAAGGGCUAUCACCAUCACUCGAAAUCCGAUGAGAGCAGUAGGGCCGAUGAUGACAUGUGGUAA